This is a messenger RNA of Oncorhynchus kisutch (coho salmon), 9367 nucleotides long. RefSeq names its product plexin-A1-like. Bases 330 to 5999 code for a protein of 1889 amino acids. Gene Ontology annotation, biological process: regulation of cell migration; semaphorin-plexin signaling pathway. Lineage: Eukaryota; Metazoa; Chordata; Actinopteri; Salmoniformes; Salmonidae. Gene Ontology annotation, molecular function: protein binding; semaphorin receptor activity. The record is from RefSeq and is a predicted model, not a curated record. Gene Ontology annotation, cellular component: semaphorin receptor complex; plasma membrane. The transcript is spliced from 32 exons.
CUCCAUUCAAGCUGUGAGAAGCUCAAGACUCGGAACUCGGAGCUUUGGACGAGUAUCGUGACAGCCGUGGAAAUGUCUGCAAGUUUAAGGUUUUAAUCAUGCUGAGGAAAACAAACCCCAAGAUCACAAUUAUCCGGCUGGCGGCCGAGGCGCUGGGGUUGAUGUUAUAGACGACAGAGCAGAGACACAGAGCCCAGAGGACGCCAGGCCAGCGCUACUCCACCGUCCCUCCCUUCCUUUAGCCUGGUGUAGGACAGCCACAGCUUCAGUAGAGGAAAAGGAACGCAGACACACACCCAGAAACCUCUCCUCACCUAGCAGAGCCCAACAUGACCUCCCACCCCACCCCACCCCUGGGAGGCCCUCUUCUUCCCUUCCUCCUCCUGCUGUCGGGGGUGUUCGCCACCACCCCCAGCGACCUCAGGUCCUUCUCCCCUCCAGAGGGGGGGCUCACACACCUGGUGGUCCACAACAAGACAGGUGAGGUGUAUCUGGGAGCCGUCAACUGGAUCUUCAAGCUGUCCAGCAACCUGACCAAGCUGCGCAGCCACGUUACAGGCCCUGUGGUGGACAACGAGAAGUGUUAUCCCCCUCCUGGGGUCCAGUCCUGCCCCCACGAGCUGACCCAGAUCAGCAACGUCAACAAGCUACUGCUGCUGGACUACGGUCAGAACCGCCUGAUCGCCUGCGGCAGCACCUCCCAGGGAAUCUGCCAGUUCCUCAGGCUGGAUGAUCUGUUCAAGCUGGGCGAGCCCCACCACCGUAAGGAGCACUACCUGUCCAGCGUGGCCGAGGCUGGCACCAUGUCUGGGGUGGUCAUCGGUGGAGACGCGGCCGGGGGCGGGGGAGAGGCCGGCAAGCUGUUUGUGGGCACGCCCAUCGACGGCAAGUCAGAGUACUUCCCCACGCUCUCCAGCCGCAAGCUGAUGGCCAACGAGGAGAACGCCGACAUGUUCAGCUUCGUCUACCAGGAUGAGUUUGUCUCCUCGCAGCUCAAGAUCCCCUCGGACACGCUCUCCAAGUUCCCCGCCUUCGACAUCUACUACAUCUACGGCUUCAGCAGCGAGCAGUUUGUCUACUAUCUGACCCUGCAGCUGGAUACCCAGCUCACCUCGCCCGACGCCAGCGGGGAGCAGUUCUUCACCUCUAAGAUCGUCCGUCUCUGCGUGGACGACCCCAAGUUCUACUCUUACGUGGAGUUCCCCAUCGGCUGCACCAAGGACGGGGUGGAGUAUCGUCUGGUGCAGGACGCCUUCCUCAGCCGACCCGGGACCAAGCUGGCGCGCUCACUGGGCAUCUCAGAGCAGGAGGAGGUGCUGUUCACGGUGUUUGCCCAGGGCCAGAAGAACCGGGCCAAGCCUCCCAAGGAGUCAGCCCUGUGCCUGUUCACCCUGCGCCGCAUCAAGGAGAAGAUCAAGGAGCGCAUCCAGUCCUGCUAUAGAGGAGAGGGGAAACUGUCACUGCCCUGGCUGCUCAACAAGGAACUAGCCUGCAUCAACUCACCACUCCAAAUAGACGAUAACUUCUGUGGGCAGGACUUCAACCAGCCCCUGGGGGGGACCAGUACCAUCGAGGGUAUGCCUCUGUUCGUGGACAAGGACGAUGGUAUGACGUCGGUGGCAGCCUAUGAAUACCGCGGCCACACUGUGGCCUUCGCCGGCACACGCAGCGGACGUAUUAAGAAGAUCCUGGUGAACUCUGUCAACCAACCUGCCAUGCUGUAUGAGAACGUGACGGUGAGCGAGGGGAGUCCCAUCCACAGAGACCUGCUCUUCAGCCCAGACCACCAGCACAUCUAUGCCCUCACAGACAAACAGGUGAGCCGUGUUCCAGUGGAGAGCUGUGAGCAGUACUCCUCCUGCAGCGGCUGCCUGGGGUCAGGAGAUCCCCACUGUGGCUGGUGUGUCCUCCACAAUGUGUGUUCCAGGAAGGAUCGUUGUGAGAGGGCUGACGAGCCUCAGCGUUUUGCCUCCCGAGUGGAGCAGUGCGUCAAACUCAGUGUCCAGCCUGGAAACAUCUCUGUCACCAUGUCCGAAGUGCAGCUGGUGCUGCAGGCACAGAAUGUGCCUAACCUUUCGGCAGGGGUCAACUGCUCCUUUGAGGACUACACUGAGACAGAGGGACGCAUCUUUGGGGGACGCAUUUACUGCAUGUCCCCUUCCACACGAGAGGUCGCCCCCAUCACACGCAACCAGGGGGACAAGCGCACUGUGAAGCUGUAUCUGAAGUCUAAGGAGACAGGGAAGAAGUUUGCCAGUGUAGACUUUGUCUUCUACAACUGCAGUGUGCACCAAUCGUGUCUGUCAUGUGUCAAUGGCUCGUUCCCCUGCCACUGGUGUAAAUACCGCCACAUGUGCACUCAGAACGCCAACGACUGCUCCUUCCAGGAGGGCCGGGUGAACGUGUCAGAGGAGUGUCCCCAGAUCCUGCCAUCCGCCCAGAUCUACAUCCCAGUGGGGGUGAUGAAGCCCAUCACCCUGCUGGCUAAGAACCUGCCUCAGCCCCAGUCUGGACAGAGGAACUACGAGUGUAUCUUCCACAUCCAGGGAGCCACCUACAGUGUCACCGCCCUGCGCUUCAACAGCACCAGCAUCCAGUGUCAGAGGACCUCGUACGACUAUGAGGGUAAUGAAAUCAGUGACCUGCCUGUGGAUCUCUCUGUGGUGUGGAAUGGCAACCAAGUCAUCGACAACCCCUUCAACAUACAAGCCCACCUGUAUAAGUGUUAUGCGCUGCGGGACAGCUGUGGGAUGUGUCUGAAGGCUGACCCCAGGUUCGAGUGUGGCUGGUGUGUUCAGGAGAAGAAGUGUUCUCUGAGACAGGAGUGUGCCCCACUGGACAGCAGCUGGAUGCACGCCACUGCCGGCAACAGCCGCUGUACACACCCAAAGAUCACCAAGCUGUUUCCGGAGACAGGGCCGAGACAGGGGGGCACCAGACUGACCAUCACGGGGGAGAACCUGGGCCUACAGUUCAGGGACAUCCAGACAGGAGUGCGUCUGGGCAAGGUGCCAUGUAUCCCCAUCGAAGAGGAGUACAUCAGCUCGGAGAGAAUUGUGUGUUUGCUGAACGACGCCACAGGCUACCGGGUGCAGGAGGCUAACGUGGAGGUGUGUGUGAGGGACUGCCUGGCAGACUACAGGGCCCUCUCACCCCGAGCAUUCACCUUCGUGACUCCCUUCUUCACGCGGGUGCUGCCUGCCCAGGGCCCUCUCUCAGGGGGCACUAGAAUCACCAUCGAGGGCAACCACCUCAAUGCCGGCAGCUCUGUGUCUGUCAACAUCGGACGCCACCUCUGCCACUUCAAAAAGAGGAAUUCCCGGGAGAUAGUGUGUGUUACCCCAGCAGGGUUGACCCCAGGCAGCACACCAGUCAUGGUGGACAUCGAUUCUGCAGAGCUGAGGAACCCAGAGGUCAAAUACAACUACACUGACGACCCCACCGUCCUGAGGAUCGAACCCGACUGGAGUAUCGCUAGUGGUGGAACCCUGUUGACCAUCAGCGGUACUAACCUAGCCACCAUCAGAGAGCCCAAGAUCAGAGCUAAGUAUGGCUCUGCCGAGUCUUUCCAUAACUGCACAGUGUUUAAUAACUCUGUGAUGGUGUGCCUGGCCCCGUCCGUUUCCGACUCCGAGAGGGGCUUCUCAGACACGGGCAGUGGGCCGGAUGAGAUCGGCUUCUACAUGGACAACGUCCACGCUCUGAUGGUGGUCAACGAGACGUUCAGCUACUACCCCGACCCCGUGUUCGAACUCCUCAGCCCCACCGGGGUCCUGGAGCUAAAACCCACCUCACCUCUAAUCCUCAAGGGUCGUAACCUUAUCCCUGCGGCCCCUGGUAACUCCAGGUUGAACUACACCGUGUUCAUCGGGGAGACCCCCUGUGUGCUAACCCUCUCUGAAACCCAGCUGCUGUGUGAAUGGCCCAACCUCACCGGACAGCACAAAGUCACGGUCCGGGUGGGUGGGUUCGAGUACUCCCCUGGUACUCUCCAGAUCUACUCAGAUAGCCUGCUGACCCUGCCCGCCAUCAUCGGCAUCGGGGGAGGCGGCGGUCUGUUGCUAUUGGUCAUCAUCGCUGUGCUCAUCGCCUACAAGAGGAAGUCUCGCGAUGCUGACCGCACCCUGAAACGCCUGCAGCUGCAGAUGGACAACCUGGAGUCCAGAGUGGCCCUUGAAUGUAAAGAAGCCUUUGCAGAGCUGCAGACAGACAUCCAUGAGCUGACCCAGGAGCUGGACGGAGCUGGCAUCCCCUUCCUGGAGUACAGGACCUACGCCAUGCGGGUCCUGUUCCCUGGCAUCGAGGACCACCCCGUGCUCAAGGAGAUGGAGGUACGGGUCAAGGAGGUCCAGGCCAACCAGGAGAAGGCCCUGACUCUGUUUGGCCAGCUCCUCACCAAGAAGCACUUCCUGUUGACGUUCAUCCGCACCCUGGAGGCGCAGCGCUCCUUCUCCAUGCGUGACCGUGGCAACGUGGCGUCGCUCAUCAUGACUGCGCUGCAGGGGGAGAUGGAGUACGCCACGGGGGUCCUUAAACAGCUGCUCUCUGACCUCAUCGACAAGAACCUGGAGAGCAAGAACCACCCCAAGCUGCUGCUGCGCCGAACGGAAUCUGUCGCUGAGAAGAUGUUGACCAACUGGUUCACAUUCCUCUUGUACAAGUUCCUAAAGGAGUGUGCGGGCGAACCUCUGUUCAUGCUGUACUGUGCCAUGAAGCAGCAGAUGGAGAAGGGGCCUAUAGACUCCAUCACAGGAGAGGCACGCUACUCCCUCAGUGAAGACAAGCUCAUCAGACAGCAGAUUGACUACAAGACCCUGACACUUCACUGUGUGAACCCGGAGAACGAGAACGCCCCCGAGGUGACGGUGAAGGGGCUGAACUGUGACACCAUCACCCAGGUGAAGGAGAAGCUGCUGGAUGCAGUGUACAAGGGCAGCCCCUACUCCCAGAGACCCAAGGCUGGGGACAUGGACCUGGAGUGGCGUCAGGGCAGGAUGGCCAGAAUCAUCCUUCAGGAUGAGGAUGUCACAACAAAGAUCGACAAUGACUGGAAACACCUCAACACACUGGCCCACUAUCAGGUGACAGACGGCUCAGUGAUCGCUCUGGUGCCAAAGCAGAACUCAGCCUACAACAUAUCCAACUCCUCUACCUUCACCAAGUCUCUCAGCAGAUAUGAGAGCAUGUUGCGGACAGCCAGCAGUCCAGACAGUCUGCGCUCCCGCACCCCCAUGAUCACCCCUGACCUGGAGAGUGGCACCAAGCUGUGGCACCUGGUCAAGAACCACGACCACUCUGACCAGCGCGAGGGAGACCGGGGCAGCAAGAUGGUCUCUGAGAUCUAUCUGACCCGUCUGCUCGCCACUAAGGGUACCUUACAGAAGUUUGUGGACGACCUGUUUGAGACCAUCUUCAGCACGGCCCACCGCGGCAGCGCCCUGCCUCUCGCCAUCAAGUACAUGUUUGACUUCCUGGACGAGCAGGCCGACAAACACUCCAUAUCAGACUCAGACGUACGGCACACGUGGAAGAGCAACUGUCUGCCUCUGCGGUUCUGGGUGAACGUGAUCAAGAACCCCCAGUUUGUGUUUGACAUCCAUAAGAACAGCAUCACAGAUGCUUGUCUGUCUGUGGUGGCCCAGACCUUCAUGGACUCUUGCUCCACAUCAGAACACAAGCUGGGCAAAGAUUCGCCCUCCAACAAGCUGCUCUACGCCAAGGAUAUCCCCAACUACAAGAACUGGGUGGAGAGGUACUACUCCGACAUCUCCCGUAUGCCGGCCAUCAGUGACCAGGACAUGAGUGCCUACCUGGCUGAACAGUCCCGGCUGCACCUCAGCCAGUUCAACAGCAUGAGUGCCCUGCAUGAGAUCUACUCCUAUAUCAUCAAGUACAAAGAUGAGAUCCUGUCUUCGCUGCAGAAGGAUGAGCAGUCUCGCAGGCAGAGACUGCGCAGUAAGCUGGAGCAGGUCAUCGACACCAUGGCCCUGGCCAGCUGAGGAACGGCCCGCCACUGAGGGGCGGAGAGGGUAGCAGCCAGGCCUUCUCUCACUGACGCCAGCCCCUGACCCCCAACACAGCGCAUUAGGACUGCAAGGACACAAGCAGUACACUGGAGACACACCAGAGUUAGGCCUGGGCUCCGGCCCAUCCAAACAACCCUUCAUUUAUAAACACGUAACGUCUGUCGCCCCGAGAAAGUGUCUUAUCAUAACGGUCUUCAUCACUGGUUUCAGUUUUUCUUCCGUGUUGAUCCAUCUACCCACAGCCUAGACUGUGAAGCAGCUGGCUAAAGAGGGGGGGGGGCUAUGGAGAAAGGACAAUGGAAGCUUCUGACGUGUCAGCGACUUCAUCAACUUUCAUGGACGUCAUUUUGAUUUUCAGAUCCUUUUUUGUUGUUGUUGUGUGAUUUAGCUUUAGAUUUUGUGUUUUUAUCAACUACCUACUCUCUCCAGUGGUGUGUUUUUAUCAACUACCUACUCUCUCCAGUGGUGUGUUUUUAUCAACUACCUACUCUCUCCAGUGGUGUGUUUUUAUCAACUACCUACUCUCUCCAGUGGUGUGUUUUUAUCAACUACCUACUCUCUCCAGUGGUGUGUUUUUAUCAACUACCUACUCUCUCCAGUGGUGUGUUUUUAUCAACUACCUACUCUCUCCAGUGGUGUGUUUUUAUCAACUACCUACUCUCUCCAGUGGUGUGUUUUUAUCAACUACCUACUCUCUCCAGUGGUGUGUUUUUAUCAACUACCUACUCUCUCCAGUGGUGUGUUUUUAUCAACUACCUACUCUCUCCAGUGGUGUGUUUUUAUCAACUACCUACUCUCUCCAGUGGUGUGUUUUUAUCAACUACCUACUCUCUCCAGUGGUGUGUUUUUAUCAACUACCUACUCUCUCCAGUGGUGUGUUUUUAUCAACUACCUACUCUCUCCAGUGGUGUGCCACUUGUGUUACUGCUGAAUUUGCACAAUUUACAAAAAAGCUAAAUCAAAAGAAGAGGAUAUAUAAAUAUAUAUAGAUAUAUAAAUACAACUUCAUUUUUAAAGAAACAAAUGAAAAUAGUCAAAGUUUUCCAUUUUAAUGUACAGAAUACUUUGAAAGAAAAGGAUUUGAUAUUUCAAAGACUGAACUAUGAAAACAAGAGGAAACCUUGUCCUGUGCCAUGUUUUAUUUGAAUGUUGUUUAGUGCAAAGACGUUUUCUUUAGAUCAAAUGUGCUAUGAUUAAAAUGUUGUCAUGCCUCGUGACUGAACAGUAAAAAAAAGAAAAAAAGUUUAAUGACAAAAAAAAUAGAAGAAAAUCAACAAAUCGUAAAGUUUUGGGGCCUUUCCUGUCUUGGGAGAACAUAUGUUUUAAUAGUCCUGGAAAUACCGUAGCUGUUUGGUGUUCCGGUAUUUAACACAACCACAGUGCUAUUGUGGCUUUUAGAAAAACCAAAGGCUCGGUUUUGUAUACCACUCUGGUGAAAGAAAACAGCCUUCUGUGUUAGCCACCUGGAUGAGCAGCCAUCUUGGUUGCUCCCAUGACCAUGCACGCCUCUGUGGCUCACAGGCUCCAGACCACAGUGAAGUAGAUCGCUUUAGUUCUGGGACCUCAAUGUUUUUUGGAAGGCAAAUAUCAUGGCUUACAGUACAGUGAUGUUGUGGGCUUUGCUGUACAACAGAAGUCAGACACCACAGAAGGAUUCAUUGGACUUUAGCACCGCGCUAAAUGUAGCAAAGGUUUAAUUCACCCACUACCCUUUUAAAGGCUUCAUGAAGUUCCACCUGCUGUCUCUCCUCAGGUUCCUCAGAUACUGUAGAUCACUGUGUUAGAGUUACAGUCUUACAGACUGUCAUUGUGGACACUGAGGAAGAGGUUUGCAGACAAAGAUGAGAGAAGUUCAUAGGUAAAGCUUUGAGCGAAGGGUAAUCCCUCAUGAUUUGAACCCCACAUGAGAGCAAGUACUGUCACUCUAGUGACUUCAACAUUCAACAGUUCUAUUUUAGUGUAAUUAAAUAGAUGGUUUCUUUUUUAUUGUUGAUCUGUUGAAGUGGUGAAAGUUGUAUGAGUUUGUGUGUUUGUACUCUGCAGCAACCAAACAAUGGUUAGUGCUAGCAGAGUAGAUCUCCCAGGGUUUCCCUUAUGUUCCGUAACAGCAUCUGUGACGAGCGUCAUCCUACCGGAAAAGAGGAAGGUGCACAUUCAGUGUUGUCUUUUCUUUGUUUUUCAGUCUGCUGUGAAGAUGAAAAAAACAGUGAAAAAUAUGUUGAAAUGCAAACACCCGUGAUGUGUGACAAGAUGAUGAGAUGUAGCUCAGUCUUUGUGAGUGUUUUUAACUGGGCGAAGGUUUUUGUUUCCUCAGAAAUCUGAUACUUUUGUGAAAUGCAUUGUCUCCCUUUAACAUGUUACAGCGAUUCCCUUUCGGUCAUGUACAAAAACAAGAAGCUUCAUUCCUUUCCCUUGUCCUCUGAGAUGAGAGAUACAGUAUCGCUGGCUAGAAGAAAGACACAGAUACAUUUCUGAGAAACUUCUGAAAUAUUUAGGUCAGUUCUCCAGUGAGAGCCGUGUGGAUCACACAGACUACAGAUGUGAUAUGUAACCUUCCAUCCCAUCCAUCUAUCCGAGAUCAGGAUUCAACAAAUGUGGUGUGAUUUAAUGAAAAUGAAAAGUCUCUCCUAAAUGUAUUUACUUCAAAUGUUUUGUUUAAUGUGAUAUUCAAAUUCCUCUUAAUCAGUUGGGAGUAGGACUUCAUAACACAUCCUUUAUUUUUUUAGACAUUUACAUUUUCUGAAAAUAUAUGGAUAUUUAGUAUUCAUGUUUCACCUCAGUGUCCUGCAAGGCUGUUACUCUCAUCUUCCUCCUCUCUUGGUCAUCCUCCAAUACGGACAACCUCUCCUUUCCUUUCCAGCUCAGACCAGCUCAGGCCUGUCCUAGUGUUGGCAACUCAAUGAAGUUCAAUACCGCACCCUACAGCCAAUCCCUCCCUCCCCACCCGAUCAAACACAUAGGGCUGGAAUCGCUGUAAGUACUGUACUUGAUAUCGGAGAGCAGGGCAUACAGACUAGUUUAUGAAAUUCUUAACUUAAACAGAGUUAUAUGCUGGUUACUGUCUUUUUCCAAACCAGAGAAGGUAGUGGAGGAUCGGCAUUGACUUGACCACUUUUCUGUUCAUUCACCCUAUUUGGGAUGGUUUGAGAUAUUUUUAAACUGCUACUAUGUUCUUCUGUUAAGCAUCUUUUAUUCCCUGAUUGAGCACAUUUGUUUAGUGGAUGGAAAAUGUUGCUGUGUGCUGCCUCCCUCCCGCCAAACACACUAAGCUUUGAUGACUGUGAUUGUAAAACAGCUGGUUGCAUUUUAAAGUCUCAGGAUGGUUCUCCUGCUUUGAUGUC